This is a messenger RNA of Lates calcarifer (barramundi perch), 2420 nucleotides long. RefSeq names its product coagulation factor X (gene f10). The coding region runs from base 109 to 1623 and encodes 504 amino acids. Gene Ontology annotation, cellular component: extracellular region. Gene Ontology annotation, molecular function: serine-type endopeptidase activity; calcium ion binding. The record is from RefSeq and is a predicted model, not a curated record. The transcript has 9 exons. Gene Ontology annotation, biological process: proteolysis; blood coagulation. NCBI's taxonomy places the organism in Eukaryota, Metazoa, Chordata, Actinopteri, Centropomidae.
UACCACCCCUCCUCUCUCCCUCCCUCUCUCCACAUUCAGACUCCAUUACUUCCACUCAGCACACUGAGGUUUUUCCAGCCGAGCUCACCAUCACCACCAUCCACGGCCAUGUUUUGGUUUCACAGACUGUCCCUCGGGCUCCUGCUGCUCCACCUGGCCGCCGCCAACGUCUUCUUGGACAACAAGGCGGCCAGUCAGGUUCUGACCCGGCGCAGACGAGCCAACAGCUUUUUAGAGGAGCUCAAACAAGGCAACAUGGAGAGGGAGUGUGUGGAGGAGCGCUGCAACUGGGAGGAGGCGCGAGAGAUCUUUGAAAACGCUGAGAAAACUAAUGAAUUCUGGGCCAAAUAUGUCGAUGGCGACGCAUGUGUGUCGAUGCCCUGUGCUCAUGGAGGACUUUGCAAAGACGGGAUCGGCACCUACACCUGCUACUGCCCGGGCGGGUACCAGGGCUUCAACUGUGAAAUUGUCAUUCCUGAACUCUGUGAGGCCAAAAACGGAGGCUGCGAACAUUUCUGCACCGUGGCCCAAGGAAAUGUUCAGUGCUCCUGUGCUGACGGAUAUUUCCUGGCAUCAGAUGAUAAAUCCUGUAACUCCAACCAGACCUUCAAGUGCGGCACCAUCAUCACCACAGACACCCGGACUGUUUUCAGGUACGUGCGACAGAACACAACCAUGGGAAACACUACUGGGCUGAACACGACAGACCUCAACACAAACUCCACCGAGCAGACGACAAACUCCACUGACCUGACAUCAGAGUCCCCGCUCCCUGGACACGGCGACAACAGUGAAAUUGUGCCAAAAGAAUUAGAAAAAAUCCUCUCUGAUAGGGCUCGUAUGACCCGAAUUGUCAACGGAGAGGACUGCCCACCAGGAGAAUGUCCAUGGCAGGCGCUCCUCCUGAACGAGGAGGACAUCGGCUUCUGUGGAGGAACCAUCCUCACUGAAUACAUCAUCCUGACCGCAGCCCACUGCAUAAACCAAUCACGCUACAUCUACAUCAAGCUUGGUGAGUUUGACACGUUGGUGGAUCACGGUAAUGAAGCCAUCCAUCGUGUGGAAACUAUUGCCACCCAUCAUAACUACAGACCGGACACGUACCACAAUGACAUCGCACUCAUCAAAUUAACCAAGCCCAUCAAGUUCACCAGGUUCAUCCUGCCGGCCUGCAUACCUACGCCAGAUUUUGCUGAGAAGGUCCUGAUGGAGCAGCAGGAUGGCAUGGUCAGUGGUUUCGGCCGUCUGGGUGAGGGUCGGCAGGCGUCCACCAUCUUGCAGCGCCUCACAGUGCCCUACGUGGAUCGGCAAACCUGCAUCGAAUCGACUCAAUUGCGCAUCUCCGCCCGCAUGUUCUGCGCCGGGUACCGCGACUCACCCAAGGACUCCUGCCAAGGUGACAGCGGCGGGCCGCACGUCACCCGCUACCGCAACACCUAUUUUAUCACCGGGAUUGUGAGCUGGGGUGAAGGCUGCGCACGUAAAGGCAAAUAUGGCAUCUACACCCAGGUGUCCAAGUUCAUCCCCUGGAUCCGUGGCGGCAUCGCAAAGCUGUCGUUGAAAGAGCAGCACGGCAGCAGGGUGAAGAGGCACCAUGAGCCCAUCAAGAGGGUGUUUCUGUAAGAUGGCAAUCACAGGAUCUCAUAAAUCAUUGCUGAACUCCACCGAGCAGAGAUCAGCCACUCUUUGUACCUCUCCUGUAGUGAUCAAUUUUACCUUUCAGAUUUCUUAUCAGUUACAGAAAUGUGAUGACUUAUCCCUGUUUUAAAGACAUGAGCAAAUUUCUUAAAGCAAUAAUGAAAACAUUUUAGUAACCAGCUUCCACAUCCACUAGACAUUAGGUCACCAUUGAAUUGUGGAGUUCCUCAGGGUUCUGCUCUCGGUCCUUUGUAUUUUCCGUUAAAAAUUCAAUAAUUUACUGUUUUGUCUAUUUGAGGCAGCAGAACAGUCUGUAAACAAAACAUCUGACAUAUCACCAGUGUAAAACUUUGACACAGAUGAAUAUAAUAAUGAUAAUUGAUGUCGAGCCUGUGUGUCCAGCAUUCCCUCUCUUUUACCUCUGUUUUUGGUCUCCACCACCUCCUGAGGGAAAUAUCGCUGUAGCAGGGAGUGUUCAACACAAAAGUCUGAAAUGUAAAGCAAUUCCACAAAAAACUGUCAAUGUUAAACCAAAAAGUAUAAAACAAUUGACAAAAUAAAUGACAAUGGUGACGUGAACCAGUGUGAUUUAACGGUUUUCUUAUCAAUAUUAUUAAAAAUGUGUAAGUGCAAAAUGCAGAAAGAUGAACUCAAAAUAAAAAACAUUAUGAAAUUUGUGUAAAACACAACAAUGUCUGUAUUUGUGUAUUUUUUAUCAGUUACUGCCAGAAAUUAGCUUUUUGAGCUGAAGUUAAAGCAAAUAAAGAAAAACUAUAACAACA